Molecule: messenger RNA, 3064 nt
Organism: Mytilus trossulus (common blue mussel)
Lineage: Eukaryota; Metazoa; Mollusca; Bivalvia; Mytilida; Mytilidae
Product: toll-like receptor 4
Exons: 1
Coding region: 1-2349 (782 amino acids)
Biological process (GO): inflammatory response; toll-like receptor signaling pathway; immune response
Cellular component (GO): plasma membrane
Molecular function (GO): transmembrane signaling receptor activity; protein binding
Source: RefSeq, a predicted model, not a curated record
AUGAUAGAAUCUAUUCAAGGAGGAAUCUUCUCUGGUCACAGUGAGCUUGAAGACUUGGACCUUUCACAUAACCUUCUUGCUAAUCUGGUUCCAAAUUCGUUUAAAGGACUGAACAACUUAUUGCGCUUGAAUAUACAAUACAACCAACUAGGGAACAACAAAGAAAUACCGAAAGUAUACUUUAAAUAUCUUAAAAAUUUACGACACCUGAACUUAAGGAAUAAUUCAUUUACUAUAUUCCCAGACAUAUCUUUAGUUCACAGUCUAGUAAUUCUAAACGCAACUUUUACAAAUGGUAUGACUUUCGGUCAGCAGUUAAAAGGACUAAAAUUUCUGACCGAUUUGGAUUUAUCGUCUUCAUCGUGCAAGCUUAAAGAAAUUGAUAAUAACACUUUCGCAGGAAUUAAAACGUUACGUUACUUAGAUGUGUCAAACAACAGCUUGUACAGUAUAUGGAAAGGUACAUUCGCACAUAUGCAACAACUUGAAUUUUUGGACAUAUCAUAUAACACGCGGCUGGGAUUUCGAGGACUAGAUAACGUCACCAAUGAUUUAUCAAACACAUCAAUUGAAAUUUUCAAAUUUCAAAAGUUAGUUCCGACAUUUUCGAUGAAUCAGGUCUUGAUGAAGGCGGAUUUUUUACCCCUUAGACAUACGAAGCUAAGAGAAAUAUAUGUUGACAGCAAUCGCAUCCAAUUAAUAGAAACAGGGGCAAUAAGUCUGUUGCCAAAAACAAUACAAAAAAUUUCGAUUGGUGAUAAUCAGCUUUCAUACGGACUAUAUAUGUUCGAGUUUCGACAGUUAUCAGCAGAGAUUAUCAAUGUUUCAAAUACAGGCAUGUCUCACUAUCCAGGAAAUGAAGACUUUUGCAUGUCUGAUAUGAAAGAAACGUAUGAUGAACAAACUCUAUACGAGUAUAACAAUGUUGUAGGCUCACAUCAGGUUUCAACACGGACUAGGAGAAUAAGGUUAUAUAAUGCUGGUUUAAAAAUUGACUACUUUAACACAAUUAAUCUACCUGAAAAGCUAACUGUUUUGUAUUACACGGCUAGUUCAACACAAUUUGAGAUUCCAAGGCUUAGAUUCGGUUAUAAUGUGCUGGAAAAGGUAGAUUUUUCCUUCAACGUAUUUUAUUCUUUGAAAGGUCCAAUACUCGGUUUGGAUCAUUUACACGAGUUAAAUUUGUCAAACAAUUUCUGUUCGAACAUUUCUAACUUUUUUUUUCAAGGAACUCCAAAACUCAAGAGCCUUCUGCUGCAGAAUAAUUUGUUAGGAUUUGUUUUGCCAAAUGAUGAAAAGGGAGAGAUUUUUAAACAUUUGGAACAACUAGAAAUCAUUGAUUUAUCAGACAACAGAAUACCAAAAUUGCCGUUUUUGAUUUUAGAGACUGUUCAUACUAUAAAAGAAAUACAUUUAAAACGAAAUGUGUUAGAAAACGUGCAAUUUAAAAUUGAUCACAUGAGAAAACUGACUUUUUUGGAUAUCUCAAACAAUAUGAUACGAUUUCUGGAUAACGAUGCAACGGCAAAUCUUGAGACAGUUGCAAAAUACAGCACAAAUUUCACAGUAGACUUAAGCGAGAACCCAAUCAAAUGUAUGUGUAGCAACAUUAACUUUAUAAGGUGGAUGGCAGCAACAGAGAUUCGUUUCAAAGGGUUAAAAUCUUAUUCCUGUCAGCUGUCAAAUCUUACCAAAAUAUCUCUUGCACAUCCGAAAGACCUUGAACAACUGCUUGAAAAAGAAUGUUCUUCGUAUUUUGGAUUGAUAUUCGGUAUUUGUUCGGCGUUGGUUCUUUCCGUUGUAACGGUAACCACUGGCAUUAUAUAUAGAUAUCGAUGGAAGCUUAGAUAUCUUUACUUUAUGGCAAAACUGAAAUAUAAAAAAGCGCCGAGCAUAUUGAAAAAUGAUCUGUCUUAUGAUUUUGAUGCAUUUGUUUCCUAUGCUGACGAAGACCAGAAUUUUGUUCAUGAAAAAUUUAUCAAGCAUGUUGAAAGAGAUGGAGAAUUGCGGGUGUGUGCUCAUAAACGCGAUUUUCUUGUUGGAAAAGACAUCGCUGCCAACAUUACCGAUGCCAUACAUAGGAGUCGUAAAACAGUUUGCAUCAUUAGUAACAAUUUCUUAAACUCCUACUGGUGCAUGUUUGAAUUUAACAUGGCGCGAAUGGAGAGUAUUUACUCACGAGAUGGGGAAAACAUUGUAUAUUUAAUCUUUCUUGAACAGAUUCCAACAAAUACUCUACCUUUGAUUGUAUUGGAACUCGUGCAAUCAAAAUCGUACAUAGAGUUUCCGAAUGACGAAUAUGGCGAUACAGUGUUCUGGGAGAAUUUGAAACAGGAAUUGUCAAAUUGAAUACUUUUCCAAAAGAUUUUUUGGGAAAAGAAGUAGUUUAAUGUUCCUUUAAAUCAUUGAAAUGUGGCUAUUUUGAAAGAAGAAUUAUUUGCCUAGUUCUAAAUCUUAUUUUCACAAUUAAGAUUAAUUUUAUGAAAGGAAGUGAAAGGAUAAAUUGAAUAUGGGUGUCAUCACUGUUUUAAAUUAAAUAAGGAAAAAGAAUGCUAGCCAAUUUUGACAAUUGAUCUGGUUUUAUCCGAAAUAUUCGACAGGCCUUUUGUAAUUUUGGUCUAACAGAUUUACAUAUUAAGCUUUUAUCGUUGACACAAGUCUGAAUUGUACAAAAAACAAAAUCAAAAUUUAAAUAAACAAAUUUAUGAAGAAAGAGAAAUAAAAUGCUAGAUAAGUUCUACUGGUUUUUUUUUUUUUAUGGUACGACACUUUAUUCAGACUUUAAUCAGAUCAAAGGUCUAAAUUUGUCCCCGAUUCAUGUCAGUUAGAUUUUUUUUUCGGUCAGGGCUUUUUGUAAAUUGUUUAAAACAUAAUGAAGUUUAAACAAACAAUGUUACGCAGAUAAGGAAAUUAAUAGCUUUCAAAAUUAACAUAUUCGUGUACGAAACUUUCAUGAAAUCACUUGUUUAUAUAAUUUAUGUCUUUUGUAUUUUUAUGGCUUCCUGUUUGUUGUUCAAAAUGAAAUUAAAUGCUUUAAACGUGUUGUUGCACGAAACUUUCAUUA